Molecule: messenger RNA, 985 nt
Organism: Adelges cooleyi (spruce gall adelgid)
Lineage: Eukaryota; Metazoa; Arthropoda; Insecta; Hemiptera; Adelgidae
Exons: 12
Coding region: 176-946 (256 amino acids)
Source: RefSeq, a predicted model, not a curated record
UCGAUAUAAUUCCAUAGACAAGAGACAAGAAAAUCACGUCAACACAGUCAAACAAACUGAUCAUAUUCUGAAAAGUUUAUACAUUAAAUAAUUUAAGUAUCUAUGAUAGUGUUACUUAACACUAUCAAGCUUUAAACGUUUAAUGCACGCUUGUAAUCAUAUAAUAUAGGUAAAAAUGAAAAUUUAUAGCUUUUUAAUAUCAUUUAUCUUUGUAAAUGUUUCAUCAACAACUACUGAAAUGGAUUAUAUGAAGGAUGUUGCCAUUACAAACGCACAUAUCGAGCUUGCUUUAAAAACGAAUAAUUUUACUAUAAAAGAUAAAGUUGUAUUAAAUGGAUUGGAGCAUGUAAUUAAAAAAAUUAUUGAGAGCAGACAAUAUACUUUAGAAGAGAUGAAUAAUAUGUUAGUUGUACCAGAAUAUCUAGCUUUUUGUCAUGACUUGGGUGCAUUAAGGGAAUUCCAAAAAGGUGUGCGAGACAAAAUACAAUUGGAAUUAAAUAUUCCUGUUCCUGAAGUUCCAGACGAAAUAGAUUUUAGUAAGUUAGUUUUGGAAGAGCUCGGAGCAAAAAGAAGAAAAUUUACUGGGAUUGCUUUAAAAAAUAUGUUGAACCGGAUAAUAAGAAAACCAGAAAAUGUGACCAAUCUUAUAAAUGAGAGAAGACAUCUUGGCACAGACACUUUCGAAAAUAAAAUCAUCAGAGCAUUGGCUGGACCUGAAAAGAAAUUAUCAUUAUCAUGCAUGUGUCAUUUGAUAGCAUUGUUCAUGAGCACAAAAUCCCCAGAGUCACAUAUUAAACAUAUUCAGAUAAACCCUGAUGAUACUUGUACCCUAAAAGAUGACAACUUUGAUAGAGAGAAUAAAACAUAUAAAACAUACGGACAAAUUGAAGGUCAAUGGUGCCAAGUCAUCGGCAAUGAAGUACAACGACUCAAGGAACUGUUAUGAUAUUUAUACACAUUUCAUUUUUUUUAAAUAAUAUUUGAA